CCCCGUUGUGCCCAAGAUGGGCAGCACCCAGGUGCGUGUAUUUAGCGGCAUGGUCGGUUGCGAUUAUCGGGUGAGCAGCAACUUGCCACCGCUGGGCAGGAAUUUCACGCUGCGUGGCAUCGACUCCUACUCGAGUGGCAAUGUGGCCACCAAAGACGGCAGCUUCACGCUCGAGUACAGCAUCCACAGCCUCACAGCGGGAUGUCAACAGUUUAAUGGGGUCACCAAGCACAACCUAAGCGAGGCGAACGCGCAUAGCCUGUUCCUGCGCUCGAGUGCCCGAGACAUCUGGUACAUCGAUGAGCUGGAGAAGUCAAACAAAUCGCUGGCCUUGGUCCGCAAUCUGGCCAAUCUGCCAGCAAGCAGUCGCAUCGUGUGGCGCGAACUUCGAAAGGGCCAUACAGUGCUGGAGGUGCCCGCUCGCAGUCAGGAUCUGCACGAGCUGAGCACCGUCGAAUACGAGGUAUUCACCGGCGGCCAGCUCAUCCAUCAGCAGCGGCUGCGACCAGGUGGCGUCUAUGCCCUAGUCAUUGCCCAGAACAGCACACAGGGAUUCGUUUCGCGGAUCUUCGAGGUGACCGAGCCCAACUCGAUGAGCAUGUUGUGGCUGAUGCCACAGUAUGUGGUGAUGACACUCGGCGAGGUGAUGUUCUCGGUGACGGGUCUGGAGUUCUCCUACGCUCAGGCACCGCCAAGCAUGAAAUCCCUGCUGCAGGCUGGCUGGCUUUUAACCGUCGCCUUUGGCAAUGUGAUUGUGGUCAUCAUUGCGGAACUGAAGUUCUUCGAGUCGCAGGCCAGCGAGUUCUUCCUCUUUGCUAGCAUAAUGUUCGUCGACAUGCUAGUCUUUAUGUGGUUCGCCCACUUCUAUACGAACUACGACGGGAACGUGAUUCUCACCCAGAAAGCCCAGCAGCGAAAGAUGCUUAAAUAUCAAUAGAUAUCUGUAUCCAUAUCUAUAGCUAUAUCCACACAUAUAUAUCUGUGUCUAUGUCUUUAUCUAUAUCUGUAUUGUUCUCAUUUAAUUAC
This is a messenger RNA of Drosophila grimshawi, 1026 nucleotides long. Its product is annotated as peptide transporter family 1. Gene Ontology annotation, biological process: transmembrane transport. The transcript is spliced from 2 exons. The record is from RefSeq and is a predicted model, not a curated record. Gene Ontology annotation, cellular component: membrane. NCBI's taxonomy places the organism in Eukaryota, Metazoa, Arthropoda, Insecta, Diptera, Drosophilidae. Bases 17 to 937 code for a protein of 306 amino acids. Gene Ontology annotation, molecular function: dipeptide transmembrane transporter activity.